Molecule: messenger RNA, 1218 nt
Organism: Drosophila takahashii
Lineage: Eukaryota; Metazoa; Arthropoda; Insecta; Diptera; Drosophilidae
Product: gamma-butyrobetaine dioxygenase
Biological process (GO): carnitine biosynthetic process
Cellular component (GO): mitochondrion
Molecular function (GO): oxidoreductase activity
Source: RefSeq, a predicted model, not a curated record
AUGUUCCAAGCGGACCGUCGUGACUUGGCCUGCCAGCCGCUCCAGUUGGCUGCGCCGAAGGAGCAGGCCCACAGCUGCCUAGUUAAGGUUCCGGAUCCUGAUCGUCAGGACAUGCAGUUCCCGGACAUCUGGCUGCGUGACAAUUGCCGCUGCAAGGAGUGCUACUUGCCGCAGACUUUGAGUAGAUUGCCCCAGUUGUGGAACAAUCUGGACACCAGUGUUCGGGUCCUGCGCCAGAGCAUUGAUGUGGAUCAGGAGGUCCUGGAUAUCGAGUGGUCCGAUGGACAUGCCUCCCGGUAUCCUUUCAGUUGGCUGAGGGAGCGGGACUUCUCGUCGGCCAAUCGUCAGCGUUAUCUUCGCGACUUCUACCGCCCGGAACAGAAAUUGUGGAGCGGCCUGGACUUUGAGCACAUCCGAGAAGUUUUCUAUUACCAAGACUUGAUUACCUGUGAUUCGACGCUGCAGCAAUGGCUCUACCAUUUGGCCACUUUCGGAGUGGCUCUGGUGAAGAAUGCCCCCCUGGAAAUGGAUGUGCUGCGGCGGUUGUCCAAUCGAGUGGGCUUUAUGAGACGCACCACCUACGGGGAGGAGUUCAGUGUGCGGGCUCAGCCGGGAGCCAGCAACUACGCCUAUUUGGCAGCACCUCUUCCCCUGCACACUGACAUGCCCUACUUCGAAUACCUGCCCGGAGUGACCAUGCUGCACACCCUGGAGCAGUCGGCCUCUCCGGGAGGGGUCAAUCUGCUUACCGACGCCUUCUAUGUGGCAGAGGUGAUGCGGGAGCGAUACCCGGAGCAGUUCCGGGUCCUCUGCCAGACUCCUGUGGAUUGGGCGGACAUCGGAAGCGACGGCGAUUUGCAAUUCCACAAUAUCUGGAGGGCACCUGUUAUUAACUUGGACGCCGAGGGGCGAUGUGUGCGCAUCAACCACAGCAUUCCGCAGCGCGACAGCCACUUCAGCGUGCCGGUGGAGCAGGUGCGUCCCUGGUACGAGGCGAUGGCCACCUUUGUGGGCCUGGCCCACGAGCACUCGAGCAGAUUCAAGACCACGCCCGGCGACGUGCUCACGUUCGACAAUUUGCGCCUGGUCCACGGACGAACCGGCUACGACGACACGGACCGCAAUGUGCGGCACAUCCUGGGCGCCUUCGUCGACUGGGACAUCGUGUACUCGCGGCUGAGGGUCCUGCGGAAUGCCACCCCACCUGAUGCUCCUUAG